Molecule: messenger RNA, 6756 nt
Organism: Xyrauchen texanus (razorback sucker)
Lineage: Eukaryota; Metazoa; Chordata; Actinopteri; Cypriniformes; Catostomidae
Product: plexin-D1-like
Exons: 36
Coding region: 158-5860 (1900 amino acids)
Biological process (GO): regulation of cell migration; semaphorin-plexin signaling pathway involved in axon guidance; regulation of cell shape
Cellular component (GO): semaphorin receptor complex
Molecular function (GO): protein binding; semaphorin receptor activity
Source: RefSeq, a predicted model, not a curated record
CUUUCUCUCUCUAAAGGAAGCGGGGACUCUUCAUAACUUCACUCGGUGUUCAAGCGCUCGGCAGGAAACAGGCUUUCCUCCCGGAUUGUUUCGCUCUUUUCCGCUUGCUCAAUGCAACUCUCCGUCCAGAACCCGCGAAAGCCAGCCAGAAGGAAAAAUGCCUCCUCCUACGACAGAGAGAGCCUCUCUCAAACUCUUACCGAGCCUUUUCGCCCUGUUUUUGGCGGCUCUCCAAACGCGCGUCGUCGCUGCGCUCCAGAUUCAACAGGCGUUCGCGUCUCCCAGCGUCACCAAUAACUUUGUUGUAGACGCGGCUUCGCGCAGGGUUUACCUGGCAGCGGUUAACAGCCUGUACCAGCUGAACGCAACGCUCGCGUUGGAGGUGGAGACGCGCACCGGACCCGUACGGGACAACCCGCUGUGCCACGCGCCGCAGCUGCCGCAAGCGACGUGCGAGCACGAGAAGACUCUCACCGACAACCACAACAAGCUCCUGACGCUGGACGGCGAGCAGGGCGUGCUGGUGGUGUGCGGCUCGGUGUAUCAGGGCUUCUGCGAGCUGCGCAGCGUGGAGAACGUGUCGCGAGUGGCCGUCAGGUUCCCGCAGGACGGGGCAACUGUGUUCCCAAGCAUGCUCAACAUCGUUGCCAACCACGAGAACGCGAGCACCGUCGGCCUCGUCUUUAGGAGUCACGGUGGGACGCCGCGACUGCUGGUGGGGGCGACUUACACCGGGAUGGGGACGGAGUACUUCCCCAAGAACCACAGCAAAGAGGACCUGCGCUUCGAGAACACCCCGGAGAUCGCCAUCCGGUCGCUCAACACCAAAGACCUCAAUAGGCUCUUCACUUACGACAUCAACCCUUCGGAAGAUAACGUGUUCAAAAUCAAACAAGAAGUGAAGCAGAAGAACAAACUCAAAUUUGUGCACGCGUUCGUACGGAAGCGCUACUCGUACAUUGCCAUCAACAACGAUGCCAACACGGGUCUUAAGGAGAGCCAGCCCAACAGCAUCCUCGCGCGCAUCUGUCUGGACACGGACGGUCCCCGACGGCCCUCGUCCACGGAUAGCCGCAAACUCACCGAGUCCUACAUCCAAAUGGGAAUCCAGUGCGGAUCAAACGGGAAUAUCUAUAAUCGACUCCUCUCCAUCUAUCUCGUGGAUAUCAAUACCGAGAGCGCGGCGGCACCGGGGCCCUAUCUGUUCGGCGUGUUCGCCAGGGCAGAGAGGCAAAUGGCGGUCUGCGCGUUCCGGGUGUCGGAUGUGGAGGAGAUGAUCCGCCAGGGCCGCCGAAACUGCUCCAGCGGACCCAACGGCGACGUGCAAGUGCUGGACAGCGUCAUCCAGGGUUCAGGGGCCGAGUGCGUGGCCAAGGGGCCCAUCGUGCUUCAGCCAGAGCAGUUGAAUUGUGGGGCCGCUCACCUGCAGCAUCCAUUGGCCCUGCGAAAACCCCUGAGGGCCCAACCCAUCUAUGAGGCCCCUGGGCUAAGUUCUAUUGCUGUAGAUAAUGUCCACAACCGCACUGUGGUAUUCCUGGGGACAAACAACGGGCGACUACGCAAGCUGUCUCUCUUGAGUAACCUCUCUGUGGCGAACCUGUGGUCACUGAGACUUCCUGCGAACGAACCAGUGCACCACAUCAUGACCUUUGACCCCAGUGACAAGAACUACCUUUACCUCAUGACGACACACCACCUGUUGCGGGUGAAGGUGGCAGCUUGUUUGCAGUACAGCUCCUGCAGUGAAUGUCUGAGUGCCAGUGAUGCCCACUGCGGCUGGUGUACACUGGAGAGAAGGUGUUCAAUUGAGCAGGAUUGCUUCAGCAGAUCUCUGUCAAAAUCAUGGAUCAACACAGGUGAUGGCUCACAGCAGUGUCCUUCAAUGACCAUCACCCCCUCUGACAUCAGCCGCUCCACCAAUAUCACGGAUGUGGGUAUUCUGAUAAAUGGAAGUGUCCCGGAUCUGCAGGGUCUCAGUGUGCAGUGUGAUUAUGGUGUUGGUAUAACCACUAAUGCCACUGUUCAUCUGGACUAUGGCACAGCUCAAAUCCAGACGUGCCCUCUGCCACCACCUCACAUGUACCCCACAAUCCCUUCAGGCAAAGAUCACAUCACUGUUCCUGUGGCGAUCAGGGUCAAUGGCACUGCUGUGGUUUCUGGAAGCUUAAUCAUUUAUGAUUGUGACCGGACGGGACAGAUUUACUUCAAAACUGCGUGUACAAGCUGUUUGAGCACUGCGUGGCGGUGUUACUGGGACCCUCAUCUCAAUUCAUGUGUUUCCAAUAAAAAUAAUACUCGAGAUGUUCUUCUAGAGAAUGCGGCGUCCUGUCCCAAUAUGGUGGCCCAUAAAGUUGCUCCAUUGCCCACAGGAACAGCUCAAGUUUUCACACUGGAACUCAAGAACAUAAAACAUGGUACAGAGUUGGAGUGUGACUUUGGCACCAAGGAGCUGUACAUAGCUGAUUGGCUGGAUGGACACUCGUCUGUGAACUGCAGUGGAGUGAAACUGGAAACUACACUGUGGAGCAAGAUAUUUCAUCUAAACCUGCGGAGGAGAGGAACAGACAUAUAUAUAGACAGUCCAGAGCCAAUGACAGUGGAGGUGUACAGCUGCAGUGCGGGGGACAGUGACUGCUCCCAGUGUUGGGGUCGUGAGGCUCAGGGUCACCUGUGUGCCUGGUGUGACAACAAAUGUCGCCCGCGAGACCACUGUCAGUCCAUCACUACACAGUGCCCACAGCCUCAUAUACAGAAGAUUGAGCCACUUAGAGGGCCGCUGAUGGGGGGAACUCUGCUCACAGUACAGGGCAGGAAUCUCGGAUACAGCGUUGCUCAUGUGAACGUGUCCAUUGGGGAUGUACCCUGUAAAAUACUUCCCAAAUACUACACUGUUUCAGUCAAGUUGGUUUGUGAGACUGGUGCAUCAUGGGAGAAGAUCAGUGAUUACGUUACAGUGAGUGUGGAUGGUAACACAGUGGGUGUUUCAAAGGACAAAUUCUCCUUUGUGGAGCCCAGAAUUCUAGAGUUCAAGCCCAGGCAAGGCCCCCUCGCUGGUGGAACCAGACUGACCAUUUGGGGCCAGUUUCUGGAUGCUGGCUCUGAUAUUAACGUCAAAGUCAACAGUACCCAAAACUGCACUAUCUUCACGCGCUCCAGUGAUGUCAUCAAGUGUUUGAUGCCCCCAGCGGUGCCCGCUGUCACAGAGAGUGUGUCGGUGUGUGCGGUGUAUGACGGCAGGCCAUGCCACAGUGGUUCACCAAACUUUACAUUUACAUAUGAGAAAAACCCUAUAAUCAACUAUAUUAAACCCAACAAAAGCUACCUCAGUGGUGGUCGCAAUAUAUCAGUCAUUGGACAUGGUUUUCAUCUGGUGCAGUCUGUCAUAAUGGAGGUGUCUGGAAUUGGACAGACGAACUGCUCGUGUGUGUUACCAACUAUGAUUGUGUGCGAGUCUCCUGCUGCCAGUCAGUCCCAGCAGACCACAGCUCACUUCUACAUCAAUGAUGUGCUGUACAGAGGAGAUGGCUCAUCUGCAUCUGGACAAGCAUUGGAGGAAGACGAGGAGCUUCACGCCAACCACUUCCGCUUCGACUAUAUGGAAGAUCCGCAAUUUUAUACAGCAAACAAAGAGAAACUCAUUAAACAUCAUCCAGGAGAACCACUCAUACUCAUUAUUAAUAAAGGUCCGAGUGAGUUAGACUUGACGCCGGAGGAAUACUCAGUGAAGAUUGGCCGGGAUCUCUGUGAAAUCACAUUCCAUAAUGACCAGCUCUUCCACUGUACCAUUAACAGAUCACUGAGUACCAGCACUGGAGAUCUGUCCGUCACUGUAAAAGUGGGUAAUUUUCAGAAGGUUAUAGCGAUGGUGCAGAUGGGUGGAAGCAGUGAACUGGCCAUCGUUGUGUCCAUCGUUGUGUGCUGUGUGUUGCUGCUGCUCUGCACUGUUGCGCUGGUGGUGUAUUGCACUAAAAGUCGCAGGGCGGAGAGGUACUGGCAGAAGACCUUGUUACAAAUGGAGGAGAUGGAGUCACAGAUCAGAGAUGAGAUACGCAAAGGUUUUGCGGAGCUCCAGACUGAUAUGACGGAUCUGAGUAAAGAACUGAACCGCACACAGGGAAUCCCCUUCCUGGAGUACAAGCAGUUUGUCACCCGCACGUUCUUUCCUAAGAUGUGUUCUGACUAUGAGAGACGUCUGGUUCAGCCUGUUUAUGAGAACAAUCCUCUCGGCCCACGAGCACUAUCAGAAACACAUCCGCUACUGCAGGACUGGAAGCCAUCCAACACCACACGACCAAACCUGGAGGAGGGAAUUACACUGUUCUCCACUCUACUCAACAACAAACACUUCCUAGUCACCUUCGUUCAUGCACUUGAGCAGCAGAAAGACUUUGCCGCGAGAGACAGGUGCAAUCUAGCCUCUCUGCUCACAGUCGCCCUCCAUGGUAAACUUCAAUACUACACAAGCAUCAUGAAGGACUUGCUGGUGGAUUUGAUUGACGCUUCAGCCUCCAAAAACCCCAAACUGAUGCUCCGGCGAACAGAAUCAGUGGUAGAGAAGAUGCUCACCAACUGGAUGUCCAUCUGCAUGUACAGCUUCCUGAAGGAGACGGUAGGUGAACCGUUCUUCCUGCUGCUAUGUGCCAUCAAACAGCAGAUCAACAAGGGCUCGACCGACGCCAUCACAGGAAAGGCGCGCUACACACUCAACGAGGAGUGGCUCCUGAGAGAAAACAUUGAGGCCAAACCACAGAACAUUAACGUGUCGUUUCAAGGUUUUGGGAUGGACUCUGUGAGUGUGCGUGUGAUGAACACAGACACGAUCUGUCAGGUGAAGGAGAAGAUACUGGAAGCUUUUUACAAGAACCUUCCCUUUUCCCAAUGGCCCCGCGAGGAGGAUGUUGAGCUGGAAUGGUUUCCAGAGGGUCGCAGCAGUAAAAUACUACAAGAUCUGGACAACACGUCUUUAAUGCAGGAUGGCAGAAAAAAACUCAACACCAUUUUCCACUAUCAGAUUCCAGAUGGAGCAUCUCUGGCCAUGAGCAUGAAAGAUCAGAGAGAAAACACGCUUGGCAGAGUUAAAGAUCUUGACACGGAGAAAUAUGUUCAUCUGGUGCUGCCGCAUGAUGAGCCGACAGAUAGCAGAAAGACACACAGACAGAGUCACAGGAAGAAAGUCUUACCUGAGAUAUACCUGACACGCCUGCUGUCUACUAAGGGAACACUUCAGAAGUUUCUAGAUGAUCUUUUCCAAGCCAUCCUCAGUAUUCCUCCAGAGAAACCACCAUUAGCUGUCAAAUACUUCUUUGACUUUCUAGAAGAACAGGCGGAUAAACGCGGCAUCACAGAUCCUGACACGCUUCACAUCUGGAAGACAAACAGUUUGCCUCUGCGCUUCUGGGUGAACAUCCUGAAGAACCCUCAGUUUGUGUUUGAUAUCGAUAAGACGGAUCACAUGGACGCGUGUCUGUCCGUCAUCGCUCAAGCUUUCAUAGACGCGUGCUCACUCUCUGACCUGCAGCUGGGCAAAGAUUCUCCCACCAAUAAGUUGCUGUAUGCCAAAGAGAUCCCGGAGUAUAAGAGGAGAGUGCAGUGCUAUUAUAAACAGAUUCAGGAGAUGUCACCGCUCAGCGAACAGGAAAUGAACGCUCACCUCGCAGAGGAGUCACGGAAAUACAGGAAUGAGUUCAACACAAACCUGGCCUUAACUGAAGUCUACAAAUAUGCCAAGAGAUAUCGCAAUCAGGUGCUGAUGGCGCUGGACUCGAACCCUACCGCUCGACACACGCAGCUGCAGCACAAGUUUGAGCAGGUCAUCGCACUGGUGGAAGACGACAUCUAUGAGAGCAGCAGUGAAGCCUGAGCAGCAGCCAGUGAAAACACACUAUACAUUCCUCUGACCAUUUAAUAUGAAAUGUAGCCCUUAUGUUUGAUUAUGACUGCUCAACCUCCCUUUAGUUUAAAGCAGAUGUGAACGUGAAGAAAUGAAGCUUGUCUGAUCAUUUUUAGUUGAUAUGCAAUCCAGAUUCAUUUCUGUCUGUUCACAUGGGUGUGUGAUAUAUAUCGAGUUGUUUUUGAAAAGGGGGGUUGUUUAAUUGUUGACUCUAGGGGCUUUGUUACGCACUAACCCCACACUCGGGGAGAGCCAAUGAUGCACUGGAUUAUAGAAGAUGUUCUCCAUAGCAAUAUUUAUAGUAUGAUGGUUUUAAAGAGUGAUUAAUACAAUCUGAUUAAGGAUUUAGGUGGGAUAUGUGUACCUGUGCUGCUUUUUCAAUGGCAGUUCAUCUUGUUUUAGGUGCAUAAAACAACAUAUUCCACAACACCUUGGACUACAAGUAACAUUAUGAUAUGCAUAUAAUAGGCUUGAAUGUGCCAUUAUGGGGACCUUCUUUUUUGUGCUUUUUUAAUUGAAGUGUUUGGGUCUAUUUGGUUACGACCAAAAAAAGUGUGCAUAAUUCUAUAGAUAUUCUGCUUACAAUGUGUUAAAUGUGUUUCAUUUCUUUGAGAAAGAGGGAAUUUAUCAAAUAAAGCCGUAAACAACACCUUUGUUACUGUUUACACAGCAACAUUUCAAGGGGAAAGUAUUCAUUCAAAGUCCCAUCAGUGGGUCCAGUGGACGGGGCUAGCAGUGUGCAAUAAGUCCCUGUAAAUAGUUAUUUGUGGUACUAUUUGAAAGCUUAAAUCUGAACUUUUCACAGAACUCCAUUACUUUUGCAUUUAUAUUACAUAAAAUAAGACCUGAAAACCUCUGUGUCAAAA